GGAGUUUGUCGGGUCGCUUGUGAGAAGCCGCGAUGAAAUUCGCUCUGCUACUGAGUUUCGCUGCGGCGUUGGCGGUCGUCGCCGCCCUUCCUGCCGCAGGGACAGCGCCCGACGCCUCACCUGCAGACGCAGCUUCUAGCUCUGCACCCGCAGCUGCCUCCGCCCCUGCAGCUGCACCUGCAGCUGCGCCUGCUGCUUCGGCAGCUUCAGCUGCACCGGCGGCUGGUGCAGCUGCAAGUGUUGCUGCUCCCGCCCCAGCUGCAGCCGCGGCUGCUCCCGCUCCUGGUUCCCUGGCGGUUGCUCCUCCCACCUUACCCCCGGCGGUGGCCCAUAUCGUCAAGAAGUACCAGGCCGCGGCGGCUGCCCUCAAGCCCCCUGUGCCGGCGACCGUGUGAGUCGGCAGCGCCCUGGACCGACCUCCUCGCGACGUGAGAAAAACAUGCGUUUAGGAAGUGUUCCAGUAUCUCGUCAUGUAUUCCGCUCAAUGAGUGUAUACAUUCAUAUCAAAGCUUUACGAUCAGUGGCAAUAAAUCAUUGAUGUGUUAA
Penaeus monodon (black tiger shrimp) is the source of this 546-nucleotide messenger RNA. RefSeq names its product oleosin-B6-like. Bases 33 to 395 code for a protein of 120 amino acids. NCBI's taxonomy places the organism in Eukaryota, Metazoa, Arthropoda, Malacostraca, Decapoda, Penaeidae. The transcript has 4 exons. The record is from RefSeq and is a predicted model, not a curated record.